AUGACAGAAGCCUUGAGUCUCUCAAAACAACCAAGUUUUCACAACUUGAUGAAAUUUUUCAGACAUCAGAUAUCAAUCUUGGCAGCCUCUAUUGAGAGGUGUUCAUUAAUAGAGGUUUCAAGGUUAUUUUUUGAACUAGUGAUUAGCUUGUGCCCAAGAAAUUGCUUCCGAAGUGCACUCGAAGAGUGUAGUCAAAACAGGGCUGCUCUUGAGCUGCUCUUAGAAACAGAAAUCACCGGCCAUCCCGAAUUAGAUUUGGAAGUCGACCCUCGGUUUUUGCUUAAAAGUAUUUCUCGAGGCCAACUGUACAAUAGAUCUUCUUUGGAACUCAAAAUUAAGUUAGUAAUCCUUGCCAAAACCGUAAUGGCCUAUCUCAAUUAUUUUGAUGGUGAUUUCGGAGAGUCAUUUUUCAAGUUCAGGUGGAUCUUACAAUUUUUACAUGAAGCGCGCAAGCUUCCCGGUAUUCUUCACAUAAAAUUAGUCAGAUCACUGGACUAUGAGCGUUCCUUGUCGUUGCUGUGUGCCAAGUCGCUUCUGAAUGUUUUUGAGAAACCCCAGUGUACGAAAUGGAGGAGCGGCGCGGAUUUUAAAGUCAAUCGGUUGGAAAUUAUUGAGGGAUUGCUGGCCAACAUCUUGGACUGUACUGAGCCUAGCAUAUUAACAUGCGUCGACGAACUGGACUACUUCAUGAUGGAUAAGUUAUUCACAGUUUUGGGUUCCAUGGAGAAAUAUAUCGCGCUGCUAAGAGGUCCUCUAUGCGAAGUGGAUGGUAUGGGCACAUCAAAAUCACAUGCAAUCCGGCCUCAACGGUGUCAUGUUGAAGGAAUGAUUCGAAAAUACAUAUUGGCGUCCACUUUCAAGCUGGCUGGUGAUCCCACAAUUUCUUAUACUUUUGAAAAGAUACUGGAAGGAAUUUUGUUGUAUGGAGGAAUUCAUUUAUGCAUUAUGACUUUUUUCUACAAAGUUAAAGAACUUCUUGAGUUUGAAGUUAGUGGAAGCAGGCAAGCAGACUCUGUGCGCCUUGAUGUUAAACCUGCCUAUAUACUUUUCGUCAACACAGUGAUGAAAGAAUGGGGCAGUUUAUCCAUCGCAAACCAGAGCCUUAAGUGCGUCCAAUGUCCUCAGGUUUUGGCUAAAACUCAUGGUGAUGAGAUCAUUAUGGUUGACGCUGUCUAUGAAGAGUCUGGUAACGACCACAAUCACGAUAUAACUCUUUUGCUCAGUGCCGCUAAACUCAAAGCGAAACGCAAAAUAUAUGGAAGUCCACAGCUUCAUCAAGAAUUUUCGGAAACACAAUGGCAGAUGGGUCUCUCUUGGGUCCGUUUCUGGGAGCAUUGCUACCUAGAUAAUAAGGGAAAUUUGACAGAUAGCUUGCGGGGUCUUUUGGAGGAAAUCUAUGAUCCUACAUUUUCUCCGGUAUGA
Molecule: messenger RNA, 1422 nt
Organism: Lachancea dasiensis
Lineage: Eukaryota; Fungi; Ascomycota; Saccharomycetes; Saccharomycetales; Saccharomycetaceae
Source: the annotation of a GenBank genome assembly